This is a messenger RNA of Cydia strobilella, 6611 nucleotides long. RefSeq names its product tensin-1 (gene by). Lineage: Eukaryota; Metazoa; Arthropoda; Insecta; Lepidoptera; Tortricidae. The record is from RefSeq and is a predicted model, not a curated record. Gene Ontology annotation, molecular function: protein binding. Gene Ontology annotation, cellular component: focal adhesion. The coding region runs from base 306 to 3926 and encodes 1206 amino acids. The transcript is spliced from 22 exons.
UUUUAAAGCCAAGAAAGCUACGCCUUUCUAUAAAUACAUUUAACUAGCGCGCGGUCGUGGUCCUGUGGUGUUUACCAAUUAGUGGCAAAUUUCGCUUACGAUUAUGAAGGAACACUUAUUUUGACCUUAAAACUGAAGACAAUGUGCGCAAUCCACCUGCUAAUGAUUGUUAAGUGAAGAAAGCUUUACGUAAACUCAGCAUAGCUGAGCUCGUGAUGUGAAUGUUGCAGGUAAAUACAGACUCUUGAGCAGGCGUUUAAUCCAGGAACCAAACUUGCCUUUCUUCGGACUUUAGUCAGUUGAAAAUGUACCAUAACGGGCGACUCGGCAGUAGUAGCAGCACCUCUACAUCCUCGGGAGGAUCGUCGGAUCUGCGGGUGUCUGGGGCCGUGGAGUUGGCAGACCCCGCCAAUACUGCGCAGAUACUAGCUCAACUGCAAAAUCCUGACCGAGCCCGAUUCUCCGACACCAGCUGGCAGAUCCACCGGACCUGGCGGCGCGAGGACCCGCUCCCGCUGUCGCCUCCAUCGCUGCGCGUCGCGGCAGCUACGUCAGCACCCGCUCCACAACUCCGCAGUGACCAGAAUGGCAUCUAUGACACCAUCACGACACGAGCCGUCAGCGCUCCUGCCACUCCCGCCGGUGCGUUAUUUGGAAGGGAUCAAACUGGCGCGCGGUCAGCGAGCUUCCCCGUCGGCGGGUCCGCGGGGCGUCUGGACCUGUGCUACGUCGCCGAGCGUAUGCUGGCGCUGCACCUGCCCGACCGGGACGCGCACGCCGAGGCGCAGGCCGCGCACAUGCUCACCAACAAGCACGGCGAACAUUUCAUGGUGUUUGAGGUGAGCUGUAGCAACGGCAGCGGAGCAGGGCGAGACGCGCAUGUGGCAUUUGGGCGCGCGCGAGCGUUAGGCUGGGCGGGGACGUUAGCGCCGCCGCUGGAGCGACUAUGCGCCGCUUGCAAGCACAUCGAGAGCUGGCUGGCCGCGCACCCGCGGAACGUAGCUGUACUACUCGCCUGGGGUAACCGAGAACGACUGGGCGUGUUGGUAGCGGCGUAUAUGCACUACUCUGCGAUCUGCGGUGCGCCCGAGCACGCGUUGGACCGAUACGCCAUGCGGCGCUACCUCGACGACCGCGUGCCCGUCUUCCACCUGCCGUCCAACAAGAGGUACAUCGAUACAUUUGCUGGCCUGCUGGCGGGUCAAAUCCGCGUGAACGCGGCGCCGCUGCACCUGACCCACGUGAGCGUGGCCGGCGCACUAGCUCCGGCUUCGGAGCCCACCAUUGCCUUUCUGAAGAUCUAUGAGAACUUUGUCUGCGUCUAUACCUCGGGCUUGUACAUGGUGAGCGGCGGCGGCUGGACUGUGGGCGUGGGGCGCCUGGCGCUGCGAGGCGACGUACUCGUGCGAGCAUACAGAAGACCAGCGCAAGCGCAACAGCGGCGGCUCGUGUUCGCGUGCCAGUUCCACACGUGCGCCGUCGCGGACCACACGCUCUCCUUCACCAAGCAGCAGCUGGACCACGCCGCGCACGACCCAUCGUUCCCGUCCGAUGGCGCAGUGGAGCUGGUGUUUGCGCGCAGUGAGGGUGGCGGUGGUGCUGCGCCGGCGCCGACACCGGCGGCCCCAUUGCGCGCCGCGCCCGAUGCACUAGCCCGAGCCGACUCGCUCGAACACCUGCGCCCGCUCUCUACGCUCACCGAUGAUGACCCUGGUGAAAACAACGGCAGCGCAGAAGGUUCCGGGUCGGGUGGCGAGGCCGGGGAGGGGGCUGAAGCGGCGCACACGUUCGGUCCCCUCGACGGGUCCAUCUACGCCACAGUGGUGCGCGCGGGCGGCGGACCCGCGUCCCUGCUCAGCGCGUCUAUGGACUCCGGCAUCUCGUCGGCGGGGAGGCGCGCGGCGCCCAGCCCGCCCGAUGAGCUCGACGCGCUGCUCGGGGACAUGCUGCGCACCGUCAGCGCGCUGCCCGACCCGCCCGGCGCGCAGCCUGCCGCCGCGCAAUCGCACUCCGACCGCGCGUCUGACAUACCGUAUCACGCGCGCGCCGACUCGGCUCCCUUCACCUACGGAGCGCCAGGCUUGCGACCCGGCAUGCUGCGCGCUCCCAAUCGCCUGGCCAGCCCCGAGCUGGUGCGGCGGGCUCUCGGCGGCGACCGCUCCUACCGACCCAUCGAAGACGACGACGAACGAGUCGCUACCCCUGAACCGCCAUCCCCUCAUACCCCUGUUUCUCCGCGCACCCUUCGUAAACUUACUCAUGAAGAUGUCACCACUACCACUACAGCAGUACCACCGCCGGCCUCUCCUUUACGAAAUGGGAGGUGGUUGAACGGGGACGCGGAAUGGACCGACCGACCUCCAAGUAACGCUCGCAAGGCGAUUGAAGAAAAUGGGACGUGGCGAUCAGCAAGCACGUUGGGAUGGCACGAAAGUUCAAGGGCGAGGGAGCCGCGUAGGUCAGAGAGUGCUUUGGAAGGCAGCACUGGCCUUACGUGGCUGCAGCGGCAACAACAGAAGCUACGGGAAAGGAAAGAAGCCAGGGAGAGAGUCCAGCGGUUACCUCUUGAAUGGGAUGCCACUUCCAGACAUGUUCGCCGCUCUGCUAGCCACCGAAUGGACGGCUACACUAGCGACACAACAGCAUUUGCCGACGACGAUGACGACUUCAGUGUUCCCUUACACGUCCACACAUUACGAACUCCACUUAGGAACGAUAGUAUCAGUCCGCAAGCACCUGACAGGACCUCAUCUAGAAAAUUCAUGUUCGAAAAGAUGACGAUGCGCGAGUGGAGUGACAGUAACACGCCCACGUCUACCACUGCGCCUGGUCUUCUGUCGCUAGCGGAGCCCCCCAGCAAUGACACUAUCAUUCGAGAGCGGACCGAAAGCUGGUCGCGGUCGGAGUCCCGCGCGGGCACGCCGCUGUUCCCCACGCACCCGCGCACGCCCUACCCGCCCACGCCGACGCCCUCGCUCAGCGCGCGCCCGCCGCGCUCGCCGCCCGUCACCAGAAAAGAGCGCGAAAGCAGCCCCGAAUCGGAGUAUCGGAUCUACAACGGCAGUUGCGGGUCGCGGCGCUCAAGCGCGGGCGGGUCGGAGCCGCAGCACGUGGCGCCCGACCGCGAGCGUUUCGCCAGGGACACCAGUCACUUCUGGUACAAGCCCAACAUUUCCCGGGACGACGCGGUAGCAGCGCUGCAGCAGCUGGAAGAAGGCUCGUUCAUCGUGCGCGACUCGAACUCGUUCCCGGGCGCAUUUGGGCUGGCCGUGCGCGCGGGCGCCGGCGGCGGCGUGCGCCACUUCCUCGUGGAGCCGGCGGCGCGCGGCGUGCGCCUGCGCGGCUGCCCCGACGAGCCCGUGUUCGGCUCGCUGUCGGCGCUCGUGUACCAGCACACCGUCACGCCGCUCGCGCUGCCGGUGCCGCUGCGGCUGCCCGACAGGGAUCCAUGGAGCGGCGGCACCGCGAACGCGGCAGCUCGGGCACUACUAGCCACAGGGGCGGCGUGCCACGUGCUGCUGCUCGGCUCCGAGAACACCGAGGCGCUGACCGGCCCCGCCGCCGUCAAGCGAGCCGUCACCAACAUUAUACUGAAGAAGGGAGGAGCGCACGUGGUACAUUUCAAAGUGUUCGGCGGCGGCAUCACACUAACAGAUGCGGCGCGCAAACUGUUCUUCAGGCGGCAUUAUCCCGCCGCCAACGUGUCGUAUGCCGGCCUGGACCCGGACGAGCGACGGUUUGCACACGUCGACAACGGCAAUAAGAAUGAAAAACGCAUUUUCGCGUUCGUGGCGCGCGCGGCGACGGGCUCCGACAACCAGUGCCACGUGUUCGCCGAGCUGGAGCCCGAGCAGCCCGCCACGGCCAUCGUCAACUUCGUCAACAAGGCAUUACUCGGAAACUCGCAGAAAAAGGACAUAAUUUAACGGCAUCUAACAUCAACUGAGUCUAGGUAAUGGAAUACUCAUAGGACUUGUUAUGCACUAACAGUGAUCUACGAAACCCCAGCUACUUUGUGGCAACACAUACAGAGUGAAUAAUCUAAAUAGACCAAUACUUAUUUAAACGUUUCACUCUGUAAAGUUGGGAAGCAUUAUUGUCCGUGUAAACAUUGAGUAUAUUAACUACAUUUGUGAGAUAUUUUACAAAUUGAACUUGGUCACUAUGAACUUUAAUUCAUUUACUAGUAUAUAAAUGAACUCAUUUCAAAGAUUUUAUUUUUAAUACGCUUCGUAUUCACCAAGUACAAUUAACCAGCCCUUUCGUUAGUUUUAAGCUAAAUUAAUAUAAAUGUUAUAUUAAUAGUGUAGCAUAGAGAAGGAACUAACUAGUCUCAUAUAUUAAUUUAAUAUAUAAUGUAGUGAUAUCGAGCGUGCCUAUAUAAUGUUUAAAACGUCUACACUGUCAAUGUGUAUUUUGUGUAUUAAGGAUAGAGUCCAUAAUUUGAUGAGAAUGUGAUGCAAUUCUGUCAUCUGUUGCUUCAUUUGGCAUACAAUUAAAUGUUCUAAUAUAGCACAUAACAGAUUUUUAGUAUGUAUCAAAUUAUUGGGAUAUUAAUGGGCAUAAUCAGAAUCAUAUUAAUAUCUGCGUAUGUAAUUAUGAUUAAGUAAAUAUAUUUUAAUAAUACCUAAUGCGUACCAAACUCAAACAUCUUUCUAUUAUAUUAGAAGUACCUAAUACACACCCUGUAAGGAAGGACACAGCAUGUUAGUCUUAUACAUAGAAAAAACAUUAUUGUUUCAAUUUGUUGUGUGUGUUAAAUUAGAACAGUUAAUUUUAUGCGUUUUCAUUAAAUGAUAUUUGUUAUGCGCAUUCAAUGGAUAUUUUGCAAAGCCGGUCGUGAAAAAGCUGUAGAGAAGAACUUAGAUUGAAAAUUAAAGAUCUAGAUAGAAAAUAGAUAAAUGAGAUAGAACUAUAAUUCUAAUCGAUAUUGACUCUUUCGUAGUCUAAUGGCUAACUCGUGAACCUGCAAUUAAAAUCUACAUACAUAAGAGUCCAGUAAUUAUACAACGAAUAAUGUGAGUACAAGAAUGCUUAAAACGACUCAAUAAAUAUGUAAAAAUAACCUGUAAAAAUGUUAAGAUAAAUAGGUGCAUAAGGUAUAUUUCAAAUAUUACAGCUUUGAAAAUCCAAAAUAAAACAUUUAAUAUUUAUUAGCACAGUAAUAACAUUACAAUGACUGCACUGAUUCAUUCAAGAACCCCUAAAGUAUUUGGUACAAAUUAUUUAAUAAUUUGCCUAUAAUAUGACUACAAACUAUUAAAACCAUAGUAGCAAUCCGUCAGUAGGAGUAGCCUAGUAAACGAUAUCAAUAUAUAAUGGGUUGCAAUCUUUACUUGACAUAUUGUAUAUAAAUUUAUUAUUAAUAGUACAUUACUACACAGGCCGUGAAGUAAGGGGUUGGCAGCCGAACGUAGUGAGGCCAGACAGUUAUGAGGCCGGCAACCCCUUUUCACGCUGAUGUAUGUAUAGUGCUUUUUUCAAACAUGCAAUGAAAUAAUAAUACAAAUAUGAUGGUGAUGAUGACUGUUUCAUGCCCUGAUGUGAUAGGUUAUUCAGUGCGUGGGGUAUUAAAGGGGAACUUUAAUAAAAAAUACCAAAUUUAGCUUUAUUUAAUUAUUUUAAGUCAUAAACCUUAAAAUUUCAUAAGAAACAUCUGUUUUUUUAUAAUGAUGUUGAAUGUAAUUCUGAACGCACAAGUUGAGUCGAUGCAAUUUCAACGCAUCGUCAGAAAUGUCAACAUUGUCAACAAAAAUUUUACUUUACGUAAAAAUACACAACUUCCAGAGUUUUCUGUUAUAAUAUCGUAUUAUCGUAAAGAAAUGAGUGAUUCCAGUGAUGAAGUUGAUCUAACGCCUGUGGAAGUCGCACUUUCCUCGCUAUAGUGAGGGGAAAAGUUUUGUGUUACACACGGGUGCAAAUGUAUUUUACUUCUCGUGUGUUGAAAUACUAGCGGGUAAAAUACAACUUUGCACCCUUGUAUAACAAAUAACUAUUCUUGUUUUUUGUUUUUUUUUUACAUUAAUUAGGGGUUUCUUAGAGGGGAGCGAAAAUUUGAUUAUUUUUGCGCUACGACGCACGGUUAAGGAGAUACAGCCCUAUAAAGAUGAAAAAAAAACAGCUGUUCAACAUUCAUGAACACAGACGCCAUGUUUACAUUAAAAUAAUAAAAAAAAUAGUUCCCGGCCUAGGCCUUCAAUUUUGUAUGAAAUUCCUUUACAGUUUUCUUGAGUUGCUCCGCCCGAAACGUGAUACUUUGAAGCCUGUUACAACGCACGUAAGGACGACAUUUCAUUGCAUGUUUGAGAAAAGGUAUUAUGUACAGUCGAGGUCAAAGAUAUGUUUACACUUUUGCACCUUACUCCUUUGUAAUAAGGCGAAAAAUUUAAACAUAUAUUUGAUGUUAACUGUACCGUAUUAUACAACCCGUAAUCGAUAUUUGACGCCAUAGAUAUGCCUUAUAAGAGUACACCAGUGAUCUAAAUAAGAAUUAUAUUUUAAUUCUUUAAUGAUAACCAGUUAAGAUAUUAAUGUUAAAUGUAACACCUUUAUUGUAAUAAAUAACUGUUGUAAAAUGUAUUUAUUGGUUAUAAUACAUUAUUUGAAAUAAA